AUGGAGUGUCCCGUUGGUACAUCGUUCACCAAUCCGACAAACGCGGCAUUCGUAAGAGAGCUUGUUGCUACUCUCUACCACGACAAUCCCAUCCAAAACACGCGGGAUUCUCUUACGAAGGACCCUGAGGAGAUUCGAAAAGGAUCGGUCCUUGUUCUUACGGGGUACCGCCAGCAAAAGUAUGAGUACAAUGCACAACUCGCGCAGUUGUGCUCCGCCAAAGUCCCUGAAGGUUGUGUCUCUGUCCGCACCAUCGACGAUUCGCCCAGUCACGAGGCUGACGUUGUCCGUACACUGGAAGAUGGUUUCAUCAGCGAUCACUAUACCUUUUAUGUCUUAUAUUAG
Messenger RNA from Ilyonectria robusta, 345 nucleotides. RefSeq lists its product as uncharacterized. Bases 1 to 345 code for a protein of 114 amino acids. The record is from RefSeq and is a predicted model, not a curated record. NCBI's taxonomy places the organism in Eukaryota, Fungi, Ascomycota, Sordariomycetes, Hypocreales, Nectriaceae. The transcript has a single exon.